CCUCAUUCAGAACUGGGAGCAAACAUGGAAUUAGUGCAGAGUGCACGCUGAGCCUUCGUAAUCAACACUAAAGUACAGGCUGAUGGACACCCAAAAUCAGACCUCCUUUGCAGGGACUGGACCACUUUACAGGCUGGCUCAAAUGAUGCACUCCGGUUCGAAUAGAAGCAGACCUGCAGAGUUCAGUAUGACCUUCUGUAAAACAAAGAACAGUCACUUUCAGCGGCCUUUGGCUGAACAGAAUUUGAAUAACUGCAACAACAAUGACGGCAAAAAAGACAAGAAGGAUGAACCCAAAAAUGAGAAGAAAGAUGAGAAGGCAGAACCUAAGAAAGACGACAAGAAAGAUGACAAGAAAGACGAGAAAAAGGAUGAGAAAAAGGAAGAACCAAAAGAGGUGUGGAUCAUGGACCCUGCCACAGAUUUAUACUACUACUGGUUAUGGACCAUAUCCAUCCCUGUCUUCUACAAUCUCAUUUUGCUGGUAGCCAGGGCUUGCUUUAAUGAGCUGCAGAAUAACAACACAAGAUUGUGGAUCGUGUUGGACUACACUUCGGACGCACUCUACAUUGCAGACAGUUUUGUGAGAGCCAGAACAGGUUUCCUUGAGCAGGGACUGCUCGUACGGGAUGAGAAGAUUCUGAAGGAAAAGUACAUGAAAACCCGCCAGUUUCGACUGGACAUCAUAUCCGUGAUUCCCACUGAUAUUGUAUUCAUCAAAAUUGGACUGAACAAUCCCGAGUGGAGGUUCAAUCGCCUCUUUAGGUUAGCUCGGCUCUUUGAAUUCUUUGACCGAACAGAGACUCGCACCAAUUUCCCAAACAUCUUUCGGAUCGGUAAUCUUGUACUUUACAUCAUCAUCAUCAUCCACUGGAAUGCUUGCAUCUAUUUUGCAAUCUCGAAGGUUCUGGGCUUCGGUUCAGACACGUGGGUCUAUCCAGCAACGAAGAAUGCAGAAUUUCAACGUCUGACCAGGCAGUACAUAUACUGCUUCUAUUGGUCCACACUGACCUUGACCACUAUUGGGGAGACACCACCACCAGUCCGUGAUAUCGAGUACUUCUUUGUUGUGGCCGACUUCCUCACUGGGGUUUUGAUCUUUGCGACAAUUGUAGGCAAUGUUGGUGCCAUGAUAUCCAACAUGGGUACCGCUCGAGUAGAGUUCCAGUCCAAGAUCGACUCCAUCAAGCAGUACAUGCAGUUCCGGAAGGUUUCUAAAGAUCUUGAGGCCCGAGUGGUCAAGUGGUUUGAUUACUUGUGGACUGAGCAGAAAACAUGUGACGAAAAGCAGGUGCUCAAGAACCUUCCGGAUAAGCUCAAGGCUGAGAUCGCCAUCAACGUUCAUCUGGAAACUUUGAGGAAAGUGCGAAUUUUUCAAGAUUGCGAAGCGGGUUUGCUUGUGGAGCUGGUUCUCAAACUUCAACCCCAAGUCUUUAGUCCGGGUGAUUACAUCUGUAAGAAAGGGGACAUCGGGAGGGAAAUGUACAUCAUCAAGGAAGGGAAGUUAGCAGUGGUGGCAGAUGAUGGGGUCACCCAGUUCGUGGUGCUCAGUGAUGGAGCCUACUUUGGAGAAAUCAGCAUUUUGGGCAUUAAAGGAAGUAAGGCGGGAAAUCGAAGAACGGCCAACAUCCGAAGCGUAGGUUACUCCGACCUUUUUGCCUUAUCCAAGGAUGACCUGAUGGAGGCGCUCACAGAGUACCCGGAUGCUAAGAAUGCACUGGAAGACAAGGGACGGGCCAUCCUGAUGAAAGACAACCUCAUUGAUGAGUCGCUUGUCGCAGCUACCGACGCUAAAGACUUUGAAUUAAAAGUGAAUGCUGUCGAGACGAGCCUGGAAGUCAUGGCGCUCAAACUGAAGAAGCUAACGGAGCAUCAUGAAUCAUCCCAGCGCAAGCUCAAACAACGGCUCACUAAUUUGACAAACCAGGUCCGGACCAUCAAAGUUGCUGAUGAAUAGCACAAGCUUAAGGCUACUACUUCCACUGAGCAACUGGUCUUCAGACAGACUGUUGAUUCCAUAAAUGGCUCAGGUUUACUACAAAGGCUAUACAUUCUUAAUGCGCAAGUUCCUGAAAUAAUUGGGAAAAUGUGUAUGUUGGGAGACCUCAUCGUCAUGCUUGUUUUUUAACAUCAUGACACCAAACACAAACUAUGUACUAUCACUUGUCCAGUUUCAAAAAACUGCAUUGCGAACAUUUUGGAACUUGGAUUUCUACAUAUGUUGAUUGCAAAAUGUGAUCUGAUCAAAGCAAUAUUUCAUAUCUACAGGCAGUCCAUAAUGUCUCGUUACAUUUAAAACAAUUCAUUCAAAGGCAGUUGUCGAAAUAGUUUACCGCAAGUCCAGAAUCCUGAGGAUGUACACAAAAGGCAAUAUAAGCCCAGUGAUAAGAAGGAGCCAGAUGGACUUUCAUGGAAAGACAAACCACCGCCGAAUUGUGAAAAAAUGGCCGACAUCAAGAAAACAGAGUGGCUGGAAAAGGCUGGACGGACACGGAGGCACUAAUCAUGGCAACACAA
Hippocampus comes (tiger tail seahorse) is the source of this 2517-nucleotide messenger RNA. RefSeq names its product cyclic nucleotide-gated channel cone photoreceptor subunit alpha-like. The transcript is spliced from 8 exons. Gene Ontology annotation, cellular component: intracellular cyclic nucleotide activated cation channel complex; plasma membrane. Gene Ontology annotation, biological process: monoatomic cation transmembrane transport. Gene Ontology annotation, molecular function: protein-containing complex binding; cGMP binding; intracellularly cGMP-activated cation channel activity. The coding region runs from base 83 to 1957 and encodes 624 amino acids. The record is from RefSeq and is a predicted model, not a curated record. Lineage: Eukaryota; Metazoa; Chordata; Actinopteri; Syngnathiformes; Syngnathidae.